Leptopilina heterotoma is the source of this 768-nucleotide messenger RNA. Its product is annotated as thioredoxin, mitochondrial. The coding region runs from base 173 to 586 and encodes 137 amino acids. Gene Ontology annotation, molecular function: oxidoreductase activity, acting on a sulfur group of donors, disulfide as acceptor. The transcript has a single exon. The record is from RefSeq and is a predicted model, not a curated record. Gene Ontology annotation, cellular component: cytoplasm. NCBI's taxonomy places the organism in Eukaryota, Metazoa, Arthropoda, Insecta, Hymenoptera, Figitidae.
AUGCUUUAACCUAUCAAUUAAUAGACUUAAGAUAACGACUGCUAUCGAAAAAAAAGAAUCCUCAUUAAACGAAACUCCAAUUUUCGUCAAUUCAAUGACUUUUUGACUGUCUUUAAACGACCAAAUUAAUCUUUACGCAAUUUUUACGUAACUCUAUUUAUAGACUGUAAAAAUGCUUUCCAAUUUUAGAAGCAUUGUUCAACAAUCAAUGCGCAGUAUAUCUUUAUUAGGCCGCGUGAAUAAAAAAUUCACAAUUAACGAUAAUAAUGAAUUUGUAGAUAAAGUGUUAAACAGUCGAAUUCCCGUGAUAGUUACAUUUCACGCCGAAUGGUGUGAGCCUUGUAAAAUUCUAACUCCAAAACUUGAGGAAUUAGUUGAACCUUUGGAAGAUUUACAUUUAGCAAUAGUCGAUGUUGAAUCAAAUCCCGAAUUGGUUCAUACAUUCGAAGUAAAAGCUGUACCUGCUGUUAUUGCCGUCUCCAAUGGACUCGUCGUUGACAAGUUCAUUGGUCUUGUAGAAGCCAAUAUGAUAGAGAAUUUAAUACAAAAACUUCUUAAGAAAGAUUCGAAAAAUCAAAAAACCUAGUCAUGCUUUCAAUGAAUUAAAUUAUGUAUUCAUUAAUGGGACAUUUCGCGUAUCAUUUCCAUUCAAUUGGUGAAAUUUUAUUGGAAUUCUUUCUUUUAUUUCGUACUUAAUUUUCUGUUAAUUCUUGUUAGAAAUUUAUGCUUUUAAUUCAAUUUUCAAAAGUGUUUCUAAAUUUCAAUUCA